CCGCAGAGGUUAUCACAGAUUAUAAAGCUGAUGAGUUAUGGGAAGAUGGUCGAUUAAUAGUGACAACAAAAGUAAACGAAUCAACACUGAUGAAUUAUGGUACAAUGGAAGAUGGAAGAUCGUUUAUUUUGGAAGAGAAGCCGUUUCUGUUUAUGGAAAACUCUUUUAAUUUGAUAAAAUGA
Loa loa (African eye worm) is the source of this 182-nucleotide messenger RNA. RefSeq lists its product as hypothetical. The transcript is spliced from 2 exons. NCBI's taxonomy places the organism in Eukaryota, Metazoa, Nematoda, Chromadorea, Rhabditida, Onchocercidae. The record is from RefSeq and is a predicted model, not a curated record. The annotation marks the transcript as partial.